This is a messenger RNA of Carassius carassius (crucian carp), 5061 nucleotides long. It is a transcript of the gene tmem178bb, whose product is annotated as transmembrane protein 178Bb. The transcript is spliced from 5 exons. Bases 621 to 1505 code for a protein of 294 amino acids. The record is from RefSeq and is a predicted model, not a curated record. NCBI's taxonomy places the organism in Eukaryota, Metazoa, Chordata, Actinopteri, Cypriniformes, Cyprinidae. Gene Ontology annotation, cellular component: membrane.
AGAGGGCGCUUUAAUAAACAAUGAACAUCUCACAUUGACAGCAUGACAUCACCGCUGUUUUUCCCAGACAGAGGCAACAUGCACGGAGGAUGCUGGGACCAUAUUGUCCGAGGAGGAGGAUGCACCAUUCGACAAAUGUUCUGAUAUCGAUGCACUCAUUUAAACGCGAAUCGUUUGAGAUGCAGCGUCGUUGAACGGUUUUGAUAUUUCCAGCACUGCCCAUUUAUUAAUGUGUGUCGCUGUUAAAUAGGAAUAUCUGGCAGUGCAUAUCCUGGAUAGCUUAUCGUAGUGACUGCAAACGUAAACUGGGCAGGAGGUGCAUUAUUGGAGUGGAGUGAACCAGUUUUAUCGGCUUUAUUUGGGGCUUGGUUCGCGUGAACGAGGACUGGACAGAAUCGUCUCGUCUGGUUUCAUUCACUGGAAUUGGAGUUGAAGGGCUACGGAUGGACGUUAAAUAAGUCUUAUUUUCGGCUGGGCUUCAGCUCGAGCUCUCCAAAACAAAUUCCACUGCACCGACUGACGUCCGUUCUCUCUGGCCGCGUGCCCGCCGGGAUGCGGGUGCACGUCAAGGAGCUGUCCAAGCUGUUGUGGUGCUGACGCGGCUCUGAGCGAACGCGAGCAUGGCUGCUGGGAAGUUGCUGCUCUACGCCGGUCUGUCUCUGUCCCUCUGCGCUCUCGGGAUGCUGGCUGUAGCUAUCUGCUCCGACCACUGGUACGAGACGGACGCCCGGAGGUACCGAGAACGGUGCCGAAGUUUCUCCAGUCGCCGGAAGGACCCGGGCUUUAUUUACAUCCCCAACAACAGCCUCCCUCUGCGGGCGAGCCGCUCGCGCCUGGACCGCUGGGAGGAAAAGCUGCUGCUGGCGCGGAACAGAAGGCAGCUGUUCGCCAUGAGCGCCGCCGAUGAGUGCAGCAGGCAGUAUAACUCCACCAACAUGGGCCUGUGGAGCAGAUGCCAUCGGCUUGGAUUUGAUCAAGAUAUCGAGGACCUUAUUCGAAAAGGGUCCAUUGCAAGAUGCUCCUAUAUUAAGUACCACUACUCCUCGGCCACAAUACCCAAGAAUCUCUCUUACAACAUCACCAAGACCAUACGUCAGGACGAGUGGCACUCUCUGCAUCUACGGAGGAUGACGGCAGGAUUUAUGGGAAUGGCGGUGGCCAUCAUCCUCUUCGGAUGGAUCAUUGGGAUGCUGGGAUGCUGCUGGGACCGUGGCCUCAUGCAGUAUGUGGCAGGUCUGCUCUUCCUCAUGGGUGGCACAUUUUGCAUCAUUUCCUUGUGCACCUGUGUAGCAGGCAUCAACUUUGAACUGUCCCGUUACCCUCGCUACAUGUACGGCCUCCCAGAUGACAUCAGUCACGGUUACGGCUGGUCAAUGUUCUGCGCCUGGGGUGGUUUGGGCCUGUCCCUCAUCGCCGGUUUCUUCUGCACGCUUGCGCCCUCCAUACAGCCGAUCCCUCGCUCCACGUGCCCCAAAUCCCGCCAAGAAAACGGCACAGUGUGUUAAGGGACGGCCUCUAAAAAUCCCAGAGCCCUACAUGUGCAGCUGGACAAUGAGGGACAAAACAUAAAAAAAAAAACAUAACUGAAGAUCAAAAUCAUUUAGAAUCAUUUAGAAUCAUUUCUAAUCUCACCAACCAGGCCAUUUUUAACCAUGUGUGUGAAUCUACACCUGAGUGUCCUGAUUGUUUAAAUGAAAAAAAAAGAAAAAAAAAAAAAUCAUAAGAUAAUAUCAGUGAGACUUUCCGUCGUCAAGAUCCUGCACAGAAAAACAUUCGUUCUGUCAGAAGUUGUGACUUUCAUGAGUACAAGAAAACGGUAAUGAAUGAAGCAAAGAAACAGACAGUAUUACUUAUUUUGAUGCAGCAAGGAUUGAUAUUGACAUGUAGGCUGACACCUAAAAACUGCCAAACCUGGAGACUACUGUAUUUGUAUCUGGACGGCACCACAUGCAAGUAUGGAGGUCCAGUGCCAAUGUUUGAAGCCCAGGAGUUCAGACGAAUCAGGAGCACCAGGACCAAGCUUCUUUCACAUGACUGUACAACAACUUUGAUGCAGUUUGGAUCUGUUGUGUCAAAACUUGCUGAUUUGUCUCGGACCCUGGAGACUAUCGCAAUGACUCUUGGGAUGUGGCUAAAGGAUCCGCUCGUGCAGAAAUGACGAAGAUUUUGGGAAUUGGAGAUGCCUGCUCAUGACGUUGUGUUGCUACUGCUCUACAGAAAAUUGUAAAGAGAAAAAUAAUACCUAUAAUAUUCCAGAAGAGAAAAAAAAAACCUAUCAGGAAAGACAUUUUUUGAAGCAUUUUCCAUGUUUUAUUUCUUUUUCAUGUCCAAAUGGUAUCAGCGGACGUUUCUAACAUACUCUCGAUUUUAUUAUGUGCUUCUUUCUUUGUUUUUUAGUAAUAACGGUCAUCAUCAGUGUGAAUGUGUGUGUAGGAAGUGUGCAAAUUCUUUAGUUACUAUCAAUAUAGUUUGUAAGAGUGUUUUGCGGUCUCCAUACAAAAAAAAGAAAAAAAAAAAAAAAAAGAAAGAAAGAAAAAGGACAACAAAGGUAACAUAUAUAUUAUGCAUAAAAUCAAAAACCUGCCUUGGGAGAAAUCAGGUAGGCUUUUGUUGAACCAAGAAUUACUGAAAAGGAAAGAUUUCAUAUCCGGUUUUAGACAGCCGACCACUUUGUCCCUGUAGACACGACUGACGUAGUAUGCAGAAAGACAACUCAACAUCACACUGAUACUGCCUUAAGCUUGUCCGGAAGGAGGCAUUUAUGCCAUUUGAUGGUAACGCAUGCUGACUUCAAUUCUAAAAGCAUCUAUGCGCUGACAAAAGAAAUCCCCAUUUGAAUCCACCUUCCUACUCUGUUUAACCAUGUGUCUAUUUACUUAAAGGGAACUCCCAAAACAGGACGUGGUAUGUAAGUGCCUCCUGAUUACAUGAGACCGCAGUGGUGCACAAAAGAGGUACAUCUGUGGAAUCGUGACCUCAACAUGGAGGACGAGUGGCUAGCACAAACUUAAUACAAUCCCUCAAGCUGUUUGCAUUAUUUCUCUUCUCACUCAUUUGUUUUCAAAAUCGGGAACAUUUUAUUAUCCAUUUCACAUGCUAUAAACGCAUAAACAAUCACUUGAGCAGCCAUAAAACAGCGCACUAUGAUGGAACACAUGCGCCGAGGGUCACUGGCAAACUGGCACACUCAUUCAACCAUGCCAAAAACCUACACUAGGAGAUUUAGCUCUGCUGCAAGACCAUGUUUACAGAUUUCUAAAAGGGAGAUUUGCCAAAACAAAUACCUGCCAGCUCUCUUUCAUAGAAUUCCUCGCAUUAAGUUCCUCUAUAGAGGAAUUCCACAGAGUUCAUGACGGCCAGCAGCUGGUGCCCAUUUACGUCUGUCAGUAAAAGAAUGGGCACUUAGUAGUACUAAUGUAUACCUAAACAUUGACAAAAACAACCUUUAAAAGAUUGAAUGGGUCAUGGAAAGACCCCCAGACUCACAUCAUCAUAGAAAACCUAGGAAUGUCAGGGAAUUGUGAUUUCCAGCCCUGGAAAAGUAAUGAAAUUAAUCAAGUGAUGAAAUGUCAAAAAUUUCAAUAGUGGAUAUAUAGUAAGAAUGCACAAAAAUAUUUCAUUGCCCAUUAAUUGCUCUUCGUGAGUGCAAUACUUCUAAUUGUAUUUUUUGUUUAUUAAAAAGGACAAAAAAAAGUCAUGGAAAAACUCAUUUUAAAUGUAAAACUUUUCUCCUCUGGCAUAACCUGUCUAGAAGUUGCUAGUGAUCCUGUAGAUGUUGAUAAAAGGGAUAGCUCACCCAAAAAUGAAAAUUCUGUCAUCAUUUGGAAAGAAAUGGUGGGGACAAUGGAAAUUCAUGGCUACCGGCAAUUGUUCGGUUAACCAACAUUAUUCAAAAUGUCUUCUUUGACUUCAACAGAGGAAAGAAACUCACACAGAUUUGGUUUCUGGCUGAACUAUCCCUUUAACGGUUUCAGGUGUGUUUAAUUUUAACUGAAGCUAAAACCACCUAAAUUAUCACCUGCUUCCAAAUAGCAAUAGUAAGGAAAAAGGAGCAUGGGUCACACUGCUGCUCAUACUCAAGCUCCUUUAACACGUUCAUUCAUUUUGAGAGUUUUCAUUGUGUUCAUUCGUGAAACAAGCUGUAUUCAGAGCAUUUUUGACAUAUUCUUAGGCGCUUUGGGUGAUUUGUUUGGCAGCAUUAAAGUAAAAAAAAGACUUUGUUGCAUGCUGACAAUGCAAUUAGCCAUGAAAUUACAUAAACAUCCAACCACACUCACAGAACUCCAGAAGACUUCUUCACACUUUCCAGAAGCAGAGCCCGAAGACAAAUCGACCAAAUGCAGCCCACAAACUCCACAAGGCUUGAUUACAAUAUGCAUGCAACCGAAAACCUGCAUAAAUACACAAGAAACAAUCUGUUUUAGAAGCAUCUUGCAACAAGCCCAUCUGGCCUUAUAUAAGAUAGUGUUCCUUGACACACUUAGGAGGAAAAUAUGUAUUUCAGUCCACGGAUUACUCUCCUAGGCAAAGACAUAAUUGGGGUCAGUCGCUGGUUGUACACAACAUUUCUCAAAUAAAACCAAAAUGCCAUCCUUGCACAAACCUAAUUUAGAAUUACAUGUAACAAGAUUUAAAAACAUACUUAAAUUCAUUCCUUCUUUCUUUCUUCAACAGGGCAAAGUGGGAUGUUCAAUCAAAAAGCACUGAAGGGCAGAAAGAACACUUUUUCUUAAUUGCUUAAUUGGUAUUCUUCCUAGACGGAGUCCCAAACUGAAAGCAGGUAGUGAACUGCAUCUCAUAAGCUUCAUAUGGAUCAUUGUGAUGCUUAUAGUGAGACAUUUCAGUCAGUCUUACAGAAUCUGUGGUAAAAAAAACAAAGAAAAAACAAAACAAGUAACAGUCUGUCAGCUUUGUGGGCAUUUUAAGGACUCUCCUCAGAGGAAGAUCAUGAAGCGUUGGGCAUGAAGGCAAUAUGGGCCCAGGAUCACAGAUUGCUGUUUUCAUGAACACACUCCAUGUUACAUUAAGACAAAUGUGUUUACAUCACAGCCAACAAUUGUC